GGCCCUUGCCAGGAACCGUAUCUCAAGCGUCCUUAGCAGCAGGGUGGCAACACUUCCGACACAAGAAAGUCUAGCAAGUAAUCUCUUGGCUAGAUGAUGCACAAAAUCUUUUACCAACAAAAGUGUGGCAAUGCGUUUAGCACUUCUUUUGUAAUCACACAUCGUUAUAAAUGGCUUCCAGUAACCCGUCAGUCUUUCUUUUGAUGGUCAAUGGCCAAAUAGAAGGAGCAAAGUUUCCAGAGUACGACGACCUGUACUGCAAGUAUUGUUUUGUGUAUGGUCAUGACUGGGCUCCCACUUCGGGUCUGGAAGAGGGCAUCUCUCAGAUAACGUCCAAAAAUAGAGAAUCUCACAACUUGGUGUGGAACUUCCCCCUAGACAUCACAUUCAAGAGUACCAAUCCAUUUGGGUGGCCCCAGAUUGUGGUUAGUGUCUAUGGUCCAGACACCUUUGGGAAUGAUGUUGUCAGAGGCUACGGUGCAGUUCACAUACCUUUCACUCCUGGCAAGCAUACAAGAAUCAUACCCAUGUUCGUUCCAGAGUCCACAUCAAGACUUCAAAAAUUCACAAGCUGGCUCAUGGGCAGGCGUCCGGAGUUCACGGACCCUAAAGUGGUUGCACAGGGAGAAGGAAGAGAAGUGACUCGGGUGCGUUCUCAAGGCUUCGUCACGCUCCAGUUCAACAUUGUCACCAAGGACAUGAAGAAGCUGGGUUACGACACCACACCCAGGUCAUCUGAUGGAGCCACAUUGACGUCCCUGGCAGCCGGGGACACCAACAUGCUCUGAAGUCAGGACAGGACAGGACAGGACUGGUGGCAGUGCCACCAGUGACUUACAUGGGCACCAUGUGUUGCACUAGCACCAGCAACAAUGCAUUAGAGAACACAUCUAAUGCAAAGACAAUGUCUUAAGCCAGUUCAACGACUUAUAAGUAGAGAUUAUUGCCGUAUUACGGUAGCUAUUUUAUAGUGCGAGUUCCUCUAUGAAUUAUGUUUUAUAUGUACUUGAAUAUUAAAUGUGGUUUGUAUUUCUUA
Messenger RNA from Engraulis encrasicolus (European anchovy), 1036 nucleotides. It is a transcript of the gene b9d1, whose product is annotated as B9 protein domain 1. Gene Ontology annotation, cellular component: MKS complex. The transcript is spliced from 7 exons. The coding region runs from base 171 to 788 and encodes 205 amino acids. The record is from RefSeq and is a predicted model, not a curated record. Gene Ontology annotation, biological process: cilium assembly. Lineage: Eukaryota; Metazoa; Chordata; Actinopteri; Clupeiformes; Engraulidae.